UUGAUUCCAUAAUAAGUGAGUGACGAGCACAUGCCGACUCCCUGACGGGCGUAGAGCGCGCCUAUGCACAACCACAAGCACGGGAGUGAGAACCCAGCCGCCCCGCGUGCACCCAGCUGCAGGAAAACCCGGGGGACACCCGAAGGUGACCCGCAGCACUGCCUCGCGUCCGGAACUCGCGCCGCAGGGCUCACACCCCGGCGGCCGCGCGCGUCGGGAAGAAGGAAACGCACGGACGGACGCGGGGCGGAGCCUCUCCGGGCCGGAUGGAGCGCGCGGACGCCGGGACCCGCGGGGCCAACAUGCCCAACUCCUUGCUGGCUCUUCAGACCCAGAGCGGAGCCGAGGCGGCGCGGGCGCGGGUGCAGGAGCAGGACUUAAGGCGGUGGGGCCUGACAGCAAGUGAACUACACAAACUCUUGCAGCCGUUUUUGCUGAGGCGAGUGAAAGCUGAGGUAGCCACGGAGCUUCCCAAGAAGACAGAAGUAGUGAUAUACCACAGCCUGUCAGCCCUGCAGAAAAAAUACUACAAGGCCAUUUUGAUGAAAGACCUAGAUGCAUUUGAAAAUGAGAUGGCAAAGAAGGUUAAACUACAAAACGUCUUGUCUCAGCUGCGGAAGUGUGUGGAUCACCCGUAUUUGUUUGAUGGUGUGGAACCAGAGCCUUUCGAAAUUGGAGACCACCUGAUUGAGGCCAGUGGGAAACUUUACGUGCUGGAUAAGCUGCUGGCGUUCCUGUAUUCCAGGGGCCAUCGAGUUUUACUCUUCUCCCAGAUGACCCAGAUGUUGGAUAUUCUCCAAGACUACAUGGAUUACAGAGGCUACAGCUACGAGCGUGUGGAUGGUUCCGUGAGAGGAGAAGAGAGACACCUGGCCAUUAAGAACUUUGGACAGCAGCCCAUUUUUGUGUUUCUCCUGAGCACCAGGGCAGGUGGAGUUGGCAUGAACUUAACGGCGGCAGAUACCGUGAUUUUUGUUGACAGCGACUUCAAUCCUCAGAAUGACUUGCAAGCAGCUGCCAGGGCUCACCGAAUUGGCCAGAACAAGUGUGUCAAAGUGAUUCGGCUGAUUGGCAGAGACACCGUGGAAGAAAUAGUCUGUAGGAGAGCCGCCUCCAAGCUGCAGCUCACCAACACGAUCAUCGAGGGGGGCCAUUUCACUCUGGGAGCCCAGAGGCCUGCGGCUGAUGCUGACCUCCAGUUGAGUGAGAUACUCAAAUUCGGUUUGGAUAAACUGCUAUCCUCAGAGGGGAGCACCGUGGAUGAAAUAGACCUGGAGUGUAUCCUGGGAGAAACAGAAGACGGUCAGUGGGUCUCUGAUGCCUUGCCUACGGCGGAAGAAGGGAGCAGAGAGCGAGAGGAAGGAAAAAACCACAUGUACUUAUUUGAGGGGAAAGACUAUUCUAAGGAGCCUAGUAAAGAAGACAGAAAAUCAUUCGAGCAACUGGUGAAUCUGCAGAAAACCCUUUUGGAGAAAACUAGUGAAGAGGGCCGGUUACUCAGAAAUAAAAGCAGUGUUCUCAUCCCAGGCCUGCUGGAGGGCUCUACCAAAAGGAAGCGCAUUCUAAGCCCAGAAGAGCUGGAGGACAGACGAAAGAAAAGACAGGAAGCAGCAGCCAAGAGAAAGAGAGUAAUGGAGGAGAAAAAGAAGAAAAAGGAAGAAGAGGAACAUCAGAAAAAGAUGGCCUGGUGGGAGUCCAACAAUUACCAGUCCUUCUGCCUGCCUUCCGAGGAGAGCGAACCCGAGGACCUGGAGGACCAGGAAGAUGAGAGCUCUGCUCAACUGGAUUACGAAGACGCAGACUCGACCUCCAUCACGUAUGUCAGCGGUGAUGUCACCCACCCACAGGCUGGGGCGGAGGACGCUAUCAUCGUGCACUGCGUAGAUGACUCAGGCCGUUGGGGCAGAGGCGGUUUGUUCACAGCUCUGGAAAACCGAUCCACUGAGCCAAGAAAAAUAUAUGAGCUGGCUGGGAAAAUGAAAGACUUGAGUUUGGGAGGUGUCCUUUUAUUCCCCAUUGAUGAUAAAGAGUCAAGAAACGAAGGGCAAGAUUUGUUGGCCUUGAUUGUGGCUCAACACCGUGACCGCUCCAAUGUCCUCUCUGGCAUUAAGAUGGCAGCCCUAGAAGAAGGCCUGAAGAAGAUAUUUUUAGCAGCAAAGAAAAAGAAAGCAAGCGUCCAUCUUCCACGCAUUGGACACGCCACGAAAGGCUUUAACUGGUACGGUACUGAGCGACUUAUUCGGAAACACUUGGCCUCAAAAGGCAUCCCAACUUCCAUAUACUACUUUCCUAGAAACAAGGCUGCCACCCCUCAGGCCCAGCACCCCUCUUCCUCAGGACAGCUGGUACCUUAGCCGGCCCAGCGUCAGACCCACUGUCAGCAGCCCCUGAGAAGAUCCCAGCUCAGAGCCACUGUUACAGCAUUUCAGAAGGAAUCGGGAUCCAGUGGACCUCUGCGUUACUCCUUUUCUGAAUUCUAACGCGGUUCUCCCGGAUGUGGUACUCUGGUCUGGUGCCUGUAAUACAGGAGUGCACCCCUCACUCAGGACAGCCCUUGGGCAGCUUGUCAGGGCCCCAGUUUGCACAGCUGUUUGAAUAAUGGUUUCAUUGCUUGCUUUCCUUCGUCUAGUUUUCUUCUCUAUUAGACUGAUUUCGUUAGAGAGGGAAAGGCCGUGUGGAUUAAGGAGAAAUGAAAGGGAACGGAAGAGGGUGGCUCUGGGAGGAGGAAGCCUGCGGCCACUUCAUGCCCUGGGAAGGAAGCCUCCGAGGGGCAGAGACUGAGACGCGAGGCCCCUGAUCUUUUCACGCUGCCCUUUUCACGCUGCUCAGCGUCGAGACCUAGAAUACACGUUGGCCUGAAAGCCUGUCCGAUGUCACCGGGAAACCAGAGGCCUCCUUUCCCCUUCCCACCCAGCAGCUCAGCCUCAAGAAAAAAGGGAAUCGUGGGGAUGGCACAGAGCUGCCCCACCAUGGGGAGAGCAGGGGGCUGAGACCACCGGAGAAGGCGUCCUGGGGGAGACACCCCGCCAAGCUGUGACUUUUCCCACUUCUGUACGGGAGGGCUCAGCUUUUGCCAACGCCCCUUAGCCAGCCUCAUUUCUGCUGCCCUGGGGCCCUCAACACCCACAGUGCUGUUGGGGGGCUCUUCAGAAGCCUCAGCCAGGGCCCUCGUUUCAGGGACCCCUGGCUAAUGGGAGACUCAGGCAGGACCAUGACCUUCUAAGGAAGGUGCUGCCCUCAGCACCUGGGCUGUACAGUCUGUUCGACUCUCCCUGGCACCUUCAUGCUUCAGCGAUUCAGCAUCUGUGUUCAAGACCUCUUAGGUCCUAAAUUCAUGAUUCUUUACUAUAAAACUUACUACUCUCCUUUUCACUGCCUCCUAUCUAGUACUGUCACCACUAGCCCUUGGCACACAGGUUAUUAGAAGAACUCAGACCCUCUUGACUGGCGUUUUAAGUCUGUCCUGCAACUGGAAGCAGAAUUGGACUCCACCAGGCAGAGAGCCGUGAGGCCUCACCUCGGGCACGUGCCUUCCGAAGCAGCCAGAGUCCACACGGGUGGGGUAUGAGCAGAUACAGAGAAAACUCAAUCGUCCGAAAGCUGCACUUGCUUCUUAGAGCGGGUCGCGUAGGGCUGGCGGUGAUGGUUCUGCACAGGAGAAGCACCAGGGCAGGACACUCGCUCCCAACGGGAGCAGCGCUGAGCUUUUCAGCGCAGCUGUUGUUUUGAGAGAGGGGGAGGCUUCCUUUUCACUCUGCGCUCCAUCCCCCGUGCUCCAGCCGCACGGCCUUCUCUGGCUGAGGCUCUGGGCCAUGAGCCUCUGUCUCCUGGCAAGCUGGGCAGAACAACACAGGAGAUCAGAAAACACGUAAUGCAUGCGCCCUUAAACGUGUCACCUUCUAAGGCAACUCCUGCCUUCCUUGCCCACCUCAGAGCUGCCCUGCUGCACUCCGUAUGUCUUGCAUAUCUUUACAAUCCCGCACUCUUCCCAUCAAAGGGGUGUCGUUCUCUGGGAAGGAAGAAUGAGAGAAGCUACCUACUCUGUUUAGCCCAUGGAUUUCGUUCUGUUUCUUCCGCAGCAUAUCUUUGAUGCCAUCUAGCCUCCCCUCUGAGAAGAGUAAGAUGAAGCCAAGAAGACAGGCAAGAUUUUAGUCACUAAUGAGCAUUUGUAGAGAUGUUUGUGCCCUAAACAUAAGGUAGUGAGGAACUUGAAUCUUUUGACAUUUUUCUAUAUGUACACGGAAAUUUUUUUUUUAAAUAAACUUUUCGUGGUAGCUUGUUUAA
Hipposideros armiger (great roundleaf bat) is the source of this 4284-nucleotide messenger RNA. RefSeq names its product chromodomain helicase DNA binding protein 1 like (gene CHD1L). Gene Ontology annotation, molecular function: ATP binding; DNA helicase activity. Gene Ontology annotation, cellular component: nucleus. The record is from RefSeq and is a predicted model, not a curated record. Gene Ontology annotation, biological process: chromatin remodeling; DNA repair. The coding region runs from base 267 to 2354 and encodes 695 amino acids. The transcript has 17 exons. NCBI's taxonomy places the organism in Eukaryota, Metazoa, Chordata, Mammalia, Chiroptera, Hipposideridae.